Molecule: messenger RNA, 288 nt
Organism: Cylicostephanus goldi
Lineage: Eukaryota; Metazoa; Nematoda; Chromadorea; Rhabditida; Strongylidae
Source: the annotation of a GenBank genome assembly
AUGGAUUCACUGCCAGAUCCACCAUACUUGUCUGUUCAGAAACUUCCCGAACUCUUUCGAAAAAAUGAACCUAUGUCAGCCAUGAAGUCAGGAAUGGGUGUGCCCACUGCACCUCCUCGAUUAACCUCAGACAGUUUGCCUUCACCAGAAUAUCUGAAUCUUCAGCCGAUUGCCCGAGCGAGAAGAUCUCAUCCACGGAUUGAGAAUUUAUUUGCUACAGAACUUCCACCCGCUUCUCCAACCGCUUCAAAUAUGGAAACAACUAGUUUUAUAGAAGAAGUGGAUGUG